CAAAUCUAAGGAACAUUAAAAAAAAAAAAAUUAACUCAAAAGAUAUAUUAGUAGUACUUCGCAUAUUUUAUCAAAACACACACGCGGUUGUUCAACUAGUGUUUUAAAAAAAAAGGUUUCCUUUUCUAUAAAGAUAAAAUGUGAUAAAUAAAAAAGCGGUAAAAUAAGGACAAAUUCCGGAUACUCUAAUCAAUGGCGAAGCUUACAUCGGAGAUGACACUAGAUAAAUUAUCGUCAUCGGAUCUCCCGUUCGACGUCGUUUCACUUCUCAAUUAUUGCCGUGAUCACAUCCAUGGAUUCCCUUCCUCUGCUUCGCCGUCCCUGUCCUCCGUUCGUCAGUUUGGGCAUGGUCAAUCAAAUCCUACAUACUUGUUGGAAAUUAAUGUUGAUGGUAUCUUGAACCGGUAUGUCUUGAGAAAGAGGCCCUCUGGAAAACUCCUCCCGUCUGCUCAUGCUGUGGAGAGAGAAUUUAAGGUGUUACAUGCACUGGGUACACAUACCAAAGUACCAGUUCCUAAGGUCUUUUGUUUAUGCACUGAUACAAGUGUGAUUGGAACUGCUUUUUAUGUAAUGGAGUAUUUAGAUGGUCGCUUGUUUUUAGAUCCAACACUUCCGGGUCUGGAACCGCAUAGAAAGAAUGCAAUAUAUCGCGAGUCUGCUCGGGCACUAGCUUCUUUGCAUCAAAUUGAUACUGAUGCCAUUGGUCUAGGAAAUUUUGGGCACCUUGGAAACUAUUGCAAAAGACAGGCAAGAAGGUGGGGAAAGCAAUACAUGGCAUCAACUGCAGGGGGUAUGCCAAAGAGAAAUCCUAAAAUGCUUGAGCUAAUCAGCUGGUUGCACGAUAAUUUACCUUUGGAAGAUUCAUCUGGAUCUGCUUCUGGUCUAGUCCAUGGUGACUUUCGGAUUGACAAUCUUAUCUUCCAUCCAAAUGAGGAUCGAGUGAUUGGAAUUCUGGACUGGGAAUUGUCUACUCUUGGAAACCAAAUGUGUGAUGUUGCUUACAACUGCUUGCAUUACGUUGUGGAUUAUGCAAGUGACAAGGUAGGCCAGGACAAAGGAUUGGAAGAAGCUGGAAUACCAGAGGGGAUUCCUUCAAUGGCUGAAUAUGUAGCAGAAUACUGCUCUGCCGCUGGAAAACCUUGGCCUGCUGCUCACUGGAAGUUUUACAUUGCGUUCUCUCUGUUUCGUGCUGCAUCUAUUUAUGCGGGGAUCUAUAACAGAUGGAUUAUGGGUAAUGCUUCGGGAGGAGAGCGAGCCAUCCAUACUGGAAUCAAAGCUGAUAUUCUAGUAGACUAUGCAUGGUCGUUUGUAGCAAAAUCUGCUGUACUUCCAGAGCGUCCUCCAUCUGAUCAUAUCCAAAAGCAUAGAGAUCAAAAUGACAUUGAAGAUACAUUAGAGGAAGGAGGCAAAUUUUCUUUUAGUCAAAGGGUUGUGGGACUCAGGAACAAGUUGAUCAAAUUUAUGGAGGAUCAUAUAUAUCCAAUGGAGAAUGAGUUCUAUAAACUUGCUUUGUCUCCCUCUCGCUGGACUGUUCAUCCUGUGGAAGAGAAGUUAAAGGAGCUGGCAAAGAAAGAAGGUUUAUGGAACUUAUGGAUACCUUUAGAUAGUGCUAUACGUGCUAGAAAAUUAUUCUCCAAUGGAAAAAUCCAGAAUUCUUUAGGGGAGGGAGGUGGUCAACUACUUGGACCAGGACUGUCAAAUCUUGAAUAUGGACAUCUGUGUGAGAUUAUGGGCCGUUCUGUUUGGGCUCCUCAGAUUUUCAAUUGUGGGGCUCCCGAUACCGGAAAUAUGGAGGUUUUGCUACGCUAUGGGACUAAAGAUCAACUAGAACAAUGGCUUAUCCCCUUGCUUGAUGGCCAAAUACGUUCUGGUUUUGCAAUGACCGAACCACAAGUAGCAUCCUCCGAUGCUACAAAUAUAGAGUGCUCCAUUAAAAGAGAUGGAGAUUCUUAUAUAAUUAAUGGAAUCAAGUGGUGGACAAGUGGGGCUAUGGAUCCAAGGUGCAAACUUCUCAUCGUUAUGGGUAAAACAGAUUUUGAUGCCCCAAAGCACAAGCAACAGUCCAUGAUCCUUGUUGAUGCUAAAACUCCUGGGGUACAUAUUAAGAGACCCCUGAUGGUGUUUGGCUUUGAUGAUGCCCCUCAUGGCCAUGCUGAAGUGUCCUUUCAAAAUGUACGUGUGCCAACCAAGAACAUUUUACUUGGAGAAGGUCGUGGAUUUGAAAUUGCUCAGGGUAGGUUAGGACCUGGAAGGCUGCAUCAUUGCAUGAGACUUGUUGGUGCAGCGGAGCGUGGUAUGCAAAUGAUGACUGAAAGAGCACUUCAACGUAAAGUGUUUGGUAAACUGAUUGCUGAGCAAGGCUCAUUCCUCUCUGAUAUUGCCAAGUGUCGUGUAGAGCUAGAGAAAACUAGACUUCUGGUUCUGGAAGCUGCUGACCAACUUGAUCGUCUUGGAAACAAAAAGGCCCGUGGGACCAUUGCAAUGGCUAAGGUAGCUACUCCAACUAUGGCGCUGCAAGUGCUGGACAUGGCCAUGCAGGUGCAUGGCGCCCUGGGCUUGUCCUCUGACACUGUCUUGUCACAUCUGUGGGCUACGGCAAGGACCCUGAGAAUCGCCGAUGGUCCAGAUGAGGUACAUUUGGGUACUAUUGCCAAACUGGAACUGCGAAGAUCCAGGCUUUAAGGAUUCUAGAAUAUGCAGAAACAUAAACUUAAUAACUGUUGUAGAUUGCUACUGGAGAAAGAAAUAAAUGUUGUGAAGUUAUGUAGAAUGCAUCCAUGAGAAAAGGGCAUUGUAGGCUCAGCAAUGUAAUUGGUUAUACACCCUGUAUCUUAUUAAGGUAAUUGAGAAUGCUCAUAGAAAAUACAAAACUGUAUUUCAUUUGAAAUUCUGUAAUUGGGAAAAUUCUAGUGUUUGAAUGGCUUAAAAUUUGUAAUCGGUCAAAAUUCUGUAACAGUUGAGAAAUUCUAUGAAACCAAGGAUUUAGAAUUAUAGUUUA
This is a messenger RNA of Spinacia oleracea (spinach), 2998 nucleotides long. RefSeq names its product probable acyl-CoA dehydrogenase IBR3. Gene Ontology annotation, molecular function: flavin adenine dinucleotide binding; acyl-CoA dehydrogenase activity. The coding region runs from base 193 to 2682 and encodes 829 amino acids. The transcript has 17 exons. The record is from RefSeq and is a predicted model, not a curated record. NCBI's taxonomy places the organism in Eukaryota, Viridiplantae, Streptophyta, Magnoliopsida, Caryophyllales, Amaranthaceae. Gene Ontology annotation, cellular component: cytoplasm. Gene Ontology annotation, biological process: fatty acid beta-oxidation using acyl-CoA dehydrogenase.